Molecule: messenger RNA, 2123 nt
Organism: Diabrotica virgifera virgifera (western corn rootworm)
Lineage: Eukaryota; Metazoa; Arthropoda; Insecta; Coleoptera; Chrysomelidae
Exons: 7
Coding region: 89-1105 (338 amino acids)
Source: RefSeq, a predicted model, not a curated record
GUCAUUUGGUAAAGAUUUCUUUUACCGUGAGUACUAGUGAGAGAGUUAAGAACGGUUUAGUGACAUCUUCAAUUUAAAUUUCGAAAAAAUGUACAGAGAAGCAGUAGGUUGGGCUUUUACCGCCCUUUUGGUCUCCAGUUCUCUAGUAGGAACAUUCUCUUAUCCAAAUGUCCAAAUUAACUCCAGGCCAGUAUCUUCAGACGCAGCUGCAUCACCGUCAGAACCACGUAACUUCUAUCCAGUGAAAGGCCCCAGAGACGUGCCACAAUUCCAGAGAGCGGAAAGAAAAUUCGCAGAAAAACCAAAUGCAAUUAAAAAGGUGGCUUUGGAUCGACUGGAUGAUGUCGAGAGUAAUUCCAUUGCAGAGAGCAGCGAUAACGGUCUUGCCAGUGGAGGAGGAUUCUCUUGGUCAAAUCUCUUAGCACCGGAGAACUAUAUUGGUAUGUUGAUGCAGAUGAUCUUCAACCCCGGUGGCAACCAAGGCCCCAACAAAUCUGACGAUCUGGACACUGCUCCCGUCCCAACAUCCCCAUGGGCCAACUUGCUCUCUGUAGGUCUUAAAAUCCUCACUGCAAUAUUGGGAGGUGGAAACACCGGAGGAGACGGUAUCGACAAAGUAGAUAAUGGAAAUUCUCCAAUGCAGGGUGUUCUGGCGGCCGUAGUAGAAGCUGUUGUGGGAGACAGAGAUCCUGAACAAGUUAACAAGAUUGCUAGACAAGCUGGUGAGUUCAUAAACAUCGUGGUCAACCUUUUGGACGCCUUGAAGACCUCAUUCUCCCACCGUUCCCUCCAAGCCAGAAGUCUAGGCAAGAAAGACUCAGUCAGUGAUGCCGCAGUAGCAAGUCUUUCCAUGAUGAAAGGUUACAUGAGGUCGUUGUCAACUGGAGACACCAAAUGUAUGGAGAGAUAUGUAUGCCAAGCCAACAGUGAGUGUUCAAAGAACGUCGGACAGAGCUCAUUGUACUGUCAUCUUGGAAGUUACGCUAUUAGCUACGUUAUGGAAAAAUCACUGGGAUCUUCAUUCGACGUCUUCUACGAAGCGGGAAGAAGAGGAAGAUACGGUGAUAACUGCCAGGAGAAGUAUUUAGAAUGUAACGAAGUAUAAAAACAAAACAGCAUUGGACUCAGAAUAACAUUUUCGCGAAAAAACCAAUAGAUAGGUACUUAUUUAAACUGAACAGAGCGACUGGGAAACAACAGUUGUACAGAUUUUUAACCGUAGUAAUUAUAAGAACUUUACAGUAUAUUUUAGUAUUAAAUUAAUCAUAUAUAUGGCACUGUUCUAUGGUUGUUUCAACUGUUAGAAACGUAGAAGGUGCGUAGUCAUUUGAGUCCAUUUAGUCGCAUGACAUACCUCUUUCAAAAAUAAACACUCUGUAUAUGAAAUUACUUUAUGAAAGAGAACAAAACUAUAUUUUGUCUUCAUUUUUGAUCAAAUUUUAUGUUUAUCUGUUUGUGUUAAAAAUCUGAUAUGUUGUUUCCGAAAUUAACAAAAAAAGGUGUGCAAAAGCAAAUGAAGACAGAGAAUUACUUAAGUAUACAAAAAAUUUAAUUCAAGUACACAUUAUUGUUUACCUGAAUUUUAUUUUUCACUUUUAGUUGACAUAUAUUCUUGUAAUAUAUGCGUGCCUAACCAUUGAUUUUUUGUUUUGCGUAAUCAUUAUGAUUUUGAUUAUAGUCCUACAAUCUAUUUAAGAGACUCAAGAACAUUCAGCUCAGCGGGGUGCUAUUGUUCGAAAUGUGUACUUACAUAAACAACGGAUCAUUCCAUAAAACAGGUAGAUCCCUUGUUUGUGGAAUUUCACACCUCGAACAAUAUCAUCCCGCAGAGCUGAAUAUUAUUGAGUAUAUUAAAUAGAUUGUAGUACUAUAGGAUAUUUAUUUGCAUAGCUUGUUUUGUUGUAUUGUAAAAUGACUGGAGUUAAGAAGUGGUGUUAGAAGCCACAACGGUUUAAUUUAUUCGUGUUCAGUUGGUGUAUGAAUGUGAUGAUUUUAAAUCGAGUGAUAGACUUUUUAGUUAUUUAUUUUAAUGUUUUUCACUUUUUUGUGUUUGUAAAGAUGUUUUGUUUUAAAUAUUUUGCAAAUGUAGGUGUAUUUAUUUUAAUAUAUAUUAUAUUUAUUAA